AUGGGUUCACGACCACCAACGAUCGAGACCCGAUCGCGGUCCCAUGGCCCUCUAGGCUCAGAUUACGAACCCUCAUUGCGCCCUCUACCAUCUCCACGCCUACAUGUCGCCGGCGAUGUUCCCCCCGAGCUGUCACCGCUCGAUGCCUUCGCCGCGCAGAGUCGGCUCCUGGCGAAGAAGUUAGAGGAGGGCAUGAAGGGAGAGAACCGUAUGAGCCGCUUGCCACCGCUUUCGAGUGAGAGUCCUUUGAUCGCUUCGCGGCCGGGUUUUUUCCGUUCUGCUUCUGCCCGUGAUGCAGAGAACAUUCUGGCUGAUCCUCAGUCGUCUCGUCUUGGGAUGAGAACGGAAGUCGAUGAGCCUACGCUUCGGCCUAUAUCGGUGUAUCCUAGAAUGAGCAAAAUCCCCAGUCCCGGCCUGCUGCUCAAUUUUCCUCCUAUUCACGAUGAUGAUGAUGAAGCCAGCCGCGGACGGAAACCCUCGGGGCCUGGAAACAACAUUAUGCGCAGUCGAACGGAAGAGUCCCCGGGGCCAAUCGGCCAGCUUCCCAGCGGUAGAGUGCAAGACCGCUCUCCAUCUCGCUUGUCAAGCCGUCCGAGCAUUGAUUCGAUAUCACAGCAGCGCUCCUACGACGUCCGCGCUCUUGCCCCUCCUCGAUCUCCCUUUUCCCCAAAGAUCCCUAGUCUGAGGUCAAUAUCUGCGGACGGUUCGGAUGAAGAGUCGGCAGCAACUGCCCUGUCGGAGAGAAAUAACCUGCGCAAUCUCUUGUCGAGCAGUGGCUUAUCGACGUCGCCUAUCUCGCCAUUCAUACCUAGAUCACCGUCCGUCUGUUCUGACGUCUCUGCCAGCACCAAUCGGCUUUCUAGGCCCGCGUUCAAUUUUUCAAGGCCACUGAGUCGCGCCGAGCCACCGGCAGAAAUGCUCAUGCGGCAGGCAUCAAUGGUCAGUGAGCGGUUUCUGUCUAGGGACGAUACGGCUCGAAUGCCCUCGAACUUGUCACCUGAAAUACCUCCGGCAGGAACUCAAGAAACCCCGGCCCCUUCAACCAUAUACUCUACAUUUGCUCUCCCACGUGGUAAAAUUCCCGAGCCUGGUUCAUUAACCAGCCCGGAAUUGGAACAGCCUUCCAAUUCAAAUCAAUCAGAUCCGCCGCAUCCCUCAUCAAGCAAAACUGAUACGUCUCCGCCUCGUGCAAACCAGGACCCAAACGCAGAGAAGUCUGCAGAGUGGCAUGUAACAAAAGGAAUAGAAUGCCACGAGAACGGCUCAUUGAACGAGAGUACCUAUCAUCUCAGGAUUGCAGCGCGGCAAAAUCACCCUACUGGCAUGCUGCUGUAUGCGCUUGCCUGCCGACACGGCUGGGGGAUGCGUGCAAAUCAGCAAGAAGGUGUUCAAUGGCUCAGAAAGGCUGCUGACUCCGCCAUAUUGGAAGUGAAUGAAGAUGAAAGUUCCGCCAAAGGAGGACAGGCUGUGGAUGUCGUAGAUCAGAAACAAAGGAAAGCUCAGUUCGCACUCAGCAUGUGCGAAUUGGGAAUGAGUCACCUCAAUGGCUGGGGUAUUGAGCAAGAUAAAGUGCUUGCGUUGCGGUGCUUUGAGAUCGCUGGUGCAUGGGGCGACGCGGACGCACUUGCAGAAGCUGGCUUCUGUUAUGCUCAGGGAGUCGGAUGCAAAAAGGACAUGAAGAAAAGCGCCAAAUUCUACCGUAUGGCCGAAAGUAAGGGGAUCAGCAUGGUUGGCAACAGCUGGAUCCAUAAGAGCAAGUACAAGGAAGACACCGUUGAGGGUGAUACAUCUGGGCCAAAGAAAUAUCGCAAUAAGUCACAGACUCGGUUCAUAUUCGCUCGCAAGAAGUCAUCUUGA
Molecule: messenger RNA, 1857 nt
Organism: Pseudogymnoascus destructans
Lineage: Eukaryota; Fungi; Ascomycota; Leotiomycetes; Thelebolales; Thelebolaceae
Exons: 3
Coding region: 1-1857 (618 amino acids)
Molecular function (GO): protein binding
Source: RefSeq, a predicted model, not a curated record